Messenger RNA from Penicillium olsonii, 1548 nucleotides. The record is from the annotation of a GenBank genome assembly. Lineage: Eukaryota; Fungi; Ascomycota; Eurotiomycetes; Eurotiales; Aspergillaceae.
AUGGUCGUCCUGGCAGCGUCGAUAUGUACCCGCGGAGGUAAAGCGGUUCUCUCGCGUCAAUUCCGCGAGAUUUCUCGGUCUCGAAUCGAAGCGCUCCUAGCAUCUUUCCCUAAGCUCGCCGACUCCGGAACCCAACACACCACCGUUGAGCAGGACAACGUGCGCUUUGUGUACCAGCCGCUCGACGAGCUGUACAUUAUCCUGAUCACCAACCGCCAAUCGAACAUCCUACAAGACAUUGACAGUCUUCACCUCUUCGCGCAAGUGACUACUAGUAUCUGCAAGAGUCUGGACGAGCGCGAGAUUCUCCGAAAUGCAUUCGAACUUCUCAGUGCAUUCGAUGAAUUGGUGACCCUGGGAUACCGUGAGAACCUCUCCUUGACUCAGAUCAAGACCUUCUUGGAAAUGGAGAGUCACGAGGAGAGAAUCCAAGAAAUCAUUGAACGGAACAAGGAGUUGGAGGCCAGCGAAGAGCGCAAGCGCAAGGCGAAGCAACUGGAAAUGCAGCGCAAAGAUGCCGCUCGCUCAGGCCGUUCCGCGGCUCCUCGAGCUCCUUCCUACCCUGUCUACACACCUCCUGCGCGCCCAUCGGUGCCUGACACCUACGACUCAUAUGAGGCCGAGAAGAAGAAGGCCUUCUCCAAGCCCAUCCCUACCCGUGGCAAGGGUAUGCAACUAGGCAAGAAGUCUAAAGCAACCGAUAUUUACGAGAAGGUUCGCGGUGAUGUGGGACCUGAAAUCGAAGAGGAGAGCCCAUUGGUGGCCCCACAAGUCGCAUCUCCUGUGCAGGAUGUCUCCUCGGCGCGCCAAUCUCUCAACACAGACCGGGAACCCAUCCAGCUCACAAUUGCCGAGACUAUCUCAGCCACCCUCACCCGCGAGGGAGCUCUGAAGUCCUUCGAAGCCAAGGGUGACCUGCAGCUCCGCAUCUCUGACCCCUCAUUUACCAAACUCCGCCUCGACUGUCAGGCUAUUCCGACACACGGUGCACAGUUCCGUACCCAUCCCAAUGUUGACAAGGCUCUAUUCAACGAGUCUUCCAUAAUUCAGCUGAAGGACACCUCCAAGAGCUUCCCUGCCAAUAACUCUAUCGGCAUUCUCCGAUGGCGUGUUGCCAGCUCAGCCGAUAAUGCUGAUAUUCUCCCCAUCACAUUCACCGUAUGGGUAAACAAGGGCUCUGACUCGACCACCGUUACGGUGGAGUACGAGCUUACCGGCGAAGACAGCCUCCGUGAUGUUGUUGUCACCAUCCCCUACGGCACAUCAGAGCCUGCCGUGUCUAGCUUUGAUGCAGUUUACGAGGUUUCUGGCGACAGCCUGGACUGGAACCUGGGCGCUGUGGACGAGUCAAAUGCCUCUGGCAGCUUUGAAUUCGAGGCGACUGAUUCCGACGAAAACGAGUUCUUCCCCAUGAGUGUUAGCUUCACAAAGACCAAGCCCUUCGUGGAUGUCGAUGUGAGCAAUGUCGCCUUAUUGGAUAUGGAUGGCCAGAGCACUGCCUUCUCCAAGGAGAUCCGCAGCGUCGCGGAGAAUUUCCUCAUCGAGUAA